GAUUUUUUUGUUUAGUCUGUGACGAAAUAUGGGGUAUUAACAUUUAUCUCAUCACAUUCACAAUACAAAAUUAAUAAAUUUUAGAUUUAUUACACAUAAAUGGUAAUUAAAUAUAUCUGUAAAAGUGCCUAUAUGUGAAUGUCGAGAUAUAUACGGUUGACCACUAGAUGGAUGUAUUGAUAUGAUUUGGGGUAAAUAAAAUAUUUUUUCAUUCAUAAAAAUACUUCUAUUUUAUUGUAUCUGCUAAUAAACAUGGAUAAUUCCGCUAUACAAACGUUGGAAGCAGCGGCGCAAGUGCUAAUGGCGCCGCCUAAUUUAGUAAGUUCUGAGCAGCGACAUCAGGCGGAAAGUGUGUUCCUUGAAUUUAGGAGCACCAAGAAUCCAUAUCAACUGUGUAGAGAAAUUCUUGAAAAAUCAAAUACUGAUUGUGUACUCUUUGAAGGUGCCAGUCUUAUAAAGACUGCACUUAUACGAGAAUGGAACUUAUUAUCUGCGGAUGAUAUAUCUUCACUCAGAGAAUACCUAUUACUAUACCUUCUUAGAAGAGAAGUACCGCCUUAUUUAAAAGAAAAAUUACUACAGACUAUAGCGGUAAUAGUAAAAAGAGGUAGCAUAAACGAUGGUGGAAGAGACAGGAAAGCAUUGUUGGAGGAAUUAGAAAAAAUUAUCCUGAGCUCCCCAAUAAGUCAGCAAAAAUUGGCAUGCUCGCUCAUUUUAUCAAUAAUGCAAGAAUAUGCCAUAACUGUGAAAUCUGCUGAUGUUGGAUUGAUAUGGGAAAUACAUUUUAAGCUAAAAAAAACCUUUGAAGGUCAAGAUCUAAAAAGAAUAUUUAGAUUUACUGUCGGAGUAUUAGAACAAAUAGUUCGAUCGGGUCAUCAACCAGAAGGAGAACAGGCAUCACUGACAAAACAGCUGUUAACAAUUGUGGAGACUGUAUUAUGCUGGAAUCAUGUAUCACCAUUACUUUCUAAGAGGUUGAUUGGUGCUUUUGAAGCCAUAUAUGAAAGUGAUACUGCACCUGCAUUGCGGCUUAGCCUUAAUUGGAGAGAUACCAUUAUGCAACCAGAAUUAAUAGCUCUGUUUUUUGAAAUACAUAUGUAUGUUCGAAACAACCCAGAUUUACUUAAUUCUUCACUUACAUGUUUAGUUCAGUUAGCCAGUUUGAGUGGUGUUGUUGUAUCAGCGAGUAAUUUGAAACAACAAUACCUGGAGAAUUAUGUAAAUAGUUUUGUAAGGAUUUUAGGCUUCAUUCAACCAUCGGAAAGAGAAAUGUUGGGUAUAUCACAGAUUUAUCGGAGAUUGGUUCAGUUUUUUACAGCAACUAUGAUAGCAUCUACUCCUCCGGCUUUUCUUCAAUAUUUAACCACCUAUACUUGCCAUUGCAUUAGAGGAUCUGUUAUUGAAGAAGGUGUAAAUGAUGAUACAGUAUGGAGAGAAUCUUUGAAUAAAUUUCUACAUACCUGGAGUUCGUUAGUCCACGAUGCGGAUGGAUUUCCAAAUGCAACGUUAAUGAGUCCUUGUAUAGAAAUCUUCAAUACAUAUUUGCAAUGUCGCUUGGCACCUCCCGAUGGAACGAGAGGAACUGAAGGUAGUGAUGGAUGUAAUGAUGAUAUUAAGGAUGAUAUGGAAGAAGAUGAACGACAGCUGCACAGCAAUAUUUUGUUGACUAUUGGAGCUAUUGCCCGAAAAGCACCAGCUCAUUGUUGCCAUGUGCUACAUACACUUCUCACUGAUAGGAGCAAAAGGCUUGAAAGUCAAUUACAGCUUAUGCACAUGGGUAAAAUGCAAAAUAUGAAUGGUGGGGAACAGCUGGUUACUCUGUUUGAAGAUCUGCACUGGAUUUUAAUGAUAACCGGACAUUUUCUCGCGUUGGACUGUACGGAGGGCGAAACAGUGAUCAUACCGUCAGAGCUCGUCGAGUACAGUGUCGCGCAGAACGCUAAUGUCGACGCUUCGUUGCGAUACUUGGUCGGUGAAACGACAACUACUGAGAAUGUUGAUGAUAUUUUAAAGUUGGUAGGUGAAAUUCUCCGCAUUAGUUCGUACGAGUGCGCGGCCCUAGAGGCGGGGCUGGCGUCGGUGUUCAGCCCCGAACUGUCCGCAACGCUCUCGUGGUUGCUGAAAAUAUGGGCCAAUGCGUAUCUUGUCUUGCAACCGCCUCAAUGUUCUGAGGUGCUGGAGGCGGCGUUCGGGCGCGGCUCGCGCGGCGUGUCGUGGGUGGUGUCGCUGGCGGCGCGGCGCGCGGCCGCCACGCUGCGCCACCUCGCCGCGCAGCCGCCCGCCGCCAGGCACGCCCUCGCGCUGCUCGCCACGCUGGCGCACCCGCAGCACAGAGAAAAUCCCUUAGCCAGUUGCAGCGAGUUCCUGGCUUUAGUCGUGUGGGAGAUGCAUGGUAGCAACUUGCCCGGGGAUCUUAGGAGAGAAUUGCAUAGAGUGUUUGCAAUUGCUGCUACAUACGCAGAAGGUGAUGAAAGAAACCGGCUGUUGAGUAGUACAGUAACCCUACAACAUAAGUUAAUGAACAUAAUCAACAUGGAAUCUGAUACGGAACCCGUUCGCAACAUGCUCGCAGACACGCUCGACUGUUUCAUAGGAGUCACUGAAGGUGUUCUCGAAGUUGGAUCGAUAGAUGAGCAAUUUACAUUGCUAAUGGGAGCUUUAGAUAAAAUACCUGGUAUUAUUUUUCGGUACCACAACUACCCUGGUGUAGUGUUGCCCGCUUUAAAUCUACUAGCCAAGAGUGCAAAAAGGAUGCUGCAUUCGGUUCAACUACAAAACGUUACUAAAUUUCUAGAAGUAUGCAAUGCUACAUUUGAAGUUUAUAUGAGAUGGAAUUCUGGAAAAAUAUCGAGUAUUCCACAAGACGCGGAAGAAGAAGCAUACGAGGACAUCUGCGCGCUGAUGGAGGUGAUCAGCAGCGUGUCGCGCUGCGGCGCGGGCUGCGGCGCCGAGGCGGCGUGGGGCGCGGCGUGCGCGCGCGGCCUGCGCCUGCUGCUGCCGCUCGUCACGCCGCCGCUGCUGGCGCUGCCCACGCUGGCCGCGCGCGCCUACCGCAUGCUGCGCGACCUCGACCAGGCCGACCAGAUAAUAAAUCUUCCCAUAGAAGACUUCAACAUGGUGAUAACGGCGCUCCGCGUCGGUCUGACGGCCGUGUCCUGCGACGUGUCCACGCUGUGCUGCGACACCAUAGUGGGCAUCGCGAACACGGUGCGGAGUCUGGGCGACGACAACGCGUACGCGAUAUCCCUCUUGUCACUCGCGGAACUUUUGCUGAUGCUCAUCAUUAAGAUGGAGAUACCGCCGGACUCGAUACCCGCCGCGGGAGCCGCUAUCUAUGCGUUGACGUGUGUCAAACCUGCGCUUCUAGAGGGACUCGCGAGACAGCUGAUCGAAGCGUAUGCGGUGAACGACCCCGCUAACGUCCCACGGCUGGAGGAAUCGUUCCGAGUGCUCACGAAUGGUGUCCUUUUUGACGGUCUGAGAACGCAUAAGCUUAGAUUUCAGGAUAACUUUGAUAAGUUCCUAGCUAGUGUACACGGUUUUCUCAUUGUAAAAUAAAAUAUCUAACGGAAUUGUUAGGUUUUCAGCAGCGAUACAUAUAUUCAAGAAAAUCAAACGUGAUUCGAAUGAUUUUCUUCUGAAUUACUAGUCAUGAAGCCACGGAGGUUUAAUUCUCAAUUGUGGGAGACUUUGAUCAAUUUAUGAAUUGCAAAUUGAAUUUCUGAUUGGGUACAUGAAUGUAAGUAAGAUAAGAGUGACCGACAUGUCCUUCCAGAGGGCUGUGUUAUAGUAUUAAAUAUAUAAACUAAAUAAAUGUUUUACUUAUACAUUACUAUCAAUGGAAAU
This is a messenger RNA of Vanessa tameamea, 3846 nucleotides long. Its product is annotated as exportin-4-like. Gene Ontology annotation, biological process: protein export from nucleus. NCBI's taxonomy places the organism in Eukaryota, Metazoa, Arthropoda, Insecta, Lepidoptera, Nymphalidae. Gene Ontology annotation, molecular function: nuclear export signal receptor activity. The transcript has 15 exons. The coding region runs from base 253 to 3558 and encodes 1101 amino acids. Gene Ontology annotation, cellular component: nuclear pore; cytoplasm. The record is from RefSeq and is a predicted model, not a curated record.